Mollisia scopiformis is the source of this 2192-nucleotide messenger RNA. RefSeq lists its product as uncharacterized. Lineage: Eukaryota; Fungi; Ascomycota; Leotiomycetes; Helotiales; Mollisiaceae. The coding region runs from base 147 to 2192 and encodes 681 amino acids. The transcript has 2 exons. The record is from RefSeq and is a predicted model, not a curated record.
GUUAUUCGGGUUUGUACAAUACCGCUGUGAGAUACUGGAGUUAUCUUGGCACUUCUUUGAACAUUUGAGAUCAUCUGAAGUGAUUUGAUACAUAAACAAUACUACAUUGAAGAGAAAGACAGGAAGAAAGAAAGCAGAUAGCCAACAUGGCAAUCAAAACCCUCCUGCUGUGCUUCAUCCACGGCUUCAAAGGCGACGAAGAAACAUUCUACCAAUUCCCAGAAGACCUCAAAGCAGCAGUCACCUCAUCCAACCCCGACAUCGCCAUCGAAACCCGCGUCUACCCCAAAUACGAAACUCGCGGCGACCUCGCCCUCUCCGUCGAGACCUUCAAAGAAUGGCUCCAAUCCCAAGUCAUCACCCUCGAAACCUCUUCCACCCCGCCCAACCCCUCCGCAAUCCACUCCCCUUCCGUCGCCGUGAUCCUGGUCGCGCACUCCAUGGGCGGUUUCGUCGCCGCCGACACGCUCUUCUCGAUCCUCGACAACCGCCCCGUGUCACAAGAUCCAAACGUCAAGCUCAUGUUCCCGCUCAUCCAAGGCGUGCUCGCGUUCGAUACGCCGUAUAAUGGGUUGAGCCGCAGUAUGUUCGCUUACGGCGCGUUUAGCCAGUAUCAGAAUAUCUCGCAGGCGUGGAACCUCUUGAGUACCGGGACGAGCUUCUUGAGCUCCGCGGGAGCAAAAUCGGCUGCUUCCAACGUAGCGAGCAACCAGCUCGCUGCCCGCGGCGCGGAAUCCAAGAACUCGUGGACGAGAUGGAGCGCCCUUGCUGCGCGGACGGGGACCUAUGGAGCCAUCAUGGCGGGCGGGGUGGCGGCGUACAUCCACCGCGAUCAGAUAUUGCAGGGUCUGCGGGGCAUUAAUCGGGAGAACCUGGCGAAGAUAAAUUAUAGCAAUACAAGGGAUGCGGUGACGAGUAUUAACUACUCGGACUCGAUUUCUCAGGGGUUGACGUAUGUAUCGAGGGAGAGUAUUGGCGAGGGAUUCGCGUGGAUGGCGAGCCAUUUGAAGUUUGUGGGCGCGUUGAUGAAGACUACGCAGCUUACGACGAGAUUGGAGAGGUUGAGUGAGAUUGAGGGCGUCGGUGUUAGGUGUCUUUAUACGAGUUUGGGGGAGAAUGGGGUGUGGAGUGGUGGGUAUUUUGUUCCCAAGAGGACGUUCUGUGCGGUUCCUACGGCGGCGGAGAAGGAGAAGGGGGAUAAGAUGAAGGAGCUUUUUAUCGAGUGUCCGGAUACGAAGGCGAAGGAUGAGAUUAUGGCGCAUUGUGGGAUGUUUAAGAAGGACCGGAAUGAGAAUUAUGGGAAUAUGUUGGACAUGACGAGUCAGUUGGUUAAGGAGUGGAUGCAGACUGAUCCGCAGAAGGUGAAGGAUGAGUGGAGGCCAUCCGGGGAUCAGUUGAAGAGGACCAUGAGCGAGAGUAAGGUUUGGGAUGAUGAUGGCAAGGUUUUGCAACCUCCUGGGGGAGAAGGGGAUGUGGGGCAGUUGGAUGCUAUUUUGAAGAGUGAUGAGAUGCCGCAAGGGGAGGAUGGUGGUGUUGAUGAGAAGGAGUUGAUGGAGAGAGCGGCAGGUGUACCAUUACCGGUUGAAGAGGACGUUGUUGGUGAGGGUGUGCUUGGAUCGAAGAGUGAGGAGGCUGAGAGUACUGGAAAGGAUGCUGAGGAGAAACAAGUUGGUGGAAGUUCUCAGGAGAAAGAGGAAGCUGUUGAGAAGAAAGAAGUCAAUGAAGCUCCAGCUGAGGAGAAGACUAGCGACGAAGAACAGCCUCCUAUGACAGAAUACGAGAAGCCGAUGAAAGUCGAGAACAACCACUUAGCAGAGGAGAUGGACAAAACCACUCUGAAAGACAAGCCACAAGUAACAGAGACACAAGAGCCCCAGACAGGGACAACUGCAGAGGAUCCGAAACAACAAGAGGCAAGUUCAGCACCCAAAGGUACAUGGAUGGGAAUGAUCCCAGGAAUGUCCUCUUCAGCCACCAAAGACGCAGAACCAGAGACCAAGACCGAGCAGCAGGAACAGCCAACCGCUGAGAAGGAUGCUGCUGCGCAAAAGGGAUGGAUGGGAUAUAUCCCAAGUGUUCCUUCAUUCUCUGCCAAAGGUCAAGAGACCGCGAACAAGGAGGAGGGGCAGAAGGAUGAUACCACCGAGCAGCCAGCAGGAGAACCAAGGAAGAAGUGGUUUGGAGUUGUUUGA